AUCCCAUUGGCUCUUCUUUUUUCUAUGGCCCGCAAUUAUAUAUACAAUAAUCUUGCACAAUCAAGGUCUCUCUGUGUAUAUAUUGCUACUACUGUAUUUUCACAGAGAGAGAGAGAGAGAGGGAGAGAGAGGGGAGAGAGUGUAGCAACAGGUAAAGAUGGAGUUGAAGAAAUGGAAGCUUUUGACUCUUUUGCUACCACUUGUUGCAUAUCUUCUCCUCUUUGCCAUCAAGAACUUCUCCAAGCCCUCUGUGAGAAGUUGCAGCCUCCUUCCUCAUGACCACUACUGGAUAGCUAGCAAGCGUAUUGUAACGCCACAAGGGAUCAUUUCUGGCGCAGUUGAGGUGAAUGGAGGCCUUAUCAAAUCGUUGAUCAAAGAAGGGGAUUGGCAAGGAAGGGUCCAUACUGAGCAAGUCAUUGAUUAUGGGGAGGCUGUUAUAAUGCCUGGUUUGGUUGAUGUACAUGCUCACCUCGAUGAUCCUGGAAGAACAGAGUGGGAAGGGUUUCCUUCAGGGACUAGAGCAGCUGCUGCUGGUGGGAUAACAACAUUAAUAGAUAUGCCUCUCAACAGUUUCCCGUCUACAGUUUCCGAAGAAACUUUAAAGCUUAAGAUUGAGGCUGCAGAGGGAAAUAUCUUUGUAGAUGUUGGUUUCUGGGGCGGUCUAGUUCCUGAAAAUGCUUUCAAUGCAAGUGCUCUUGAGGGUCUCCUGAAUGCUGGUGUUCUUGGAUUGAAGUCUUUCAUGUGUCCUUCAGGAAUCAACGACUUCCCAAUGACCAAUUCCACCCACAUUAAGGAGGGACUAUCAGUACUUGCAAAGUACAGAAGACCUUUACUUGUACAUGCAGAGAUUGAGCAAGAAUCUGAGGAAUUGAAAAAUGAGGUUGAUGAUCCUCGAUCAUAUUCUACAUAUCUUAAGACCAGGCCUGCCUCAUGGGAACAGGCAGCUAUCAGGGAACUCUUGACAGUGACAAAAGAUACGAGGGCUGGUGGCCCUUCAGAAGGAGCUCAUCUUCACAUUGUACAUCUAUCUGAUUCAGGAGAUUCCUUAGAUCUUAUCAAGGAAGCAAAACGUAGUGGUGAUAGUUUAACUGUUGAAACUUGCCCUCAUUACUUGGCAUUUUCAUCCGAAGAGAUUCCUGAUGGGGAUACACGAUUCAAAUGUUCUCCACCUAUUCGCGGUGCAGCAAAUAAAGAAAAACUUUGGGAGGCCUUGAUGGAUGGAUAUAUUGACAUGUUAAGCUCUGAUCAUUCACCUUCUGUACCAGAACUCAAACUCUUUGAUAGAGGGGAUUUUCUAAGAGCUUGGGGUGGCAUAUCAUCUUUGCAGUUUGUUCUUCCAGUAACAUGGUCAAUUGGGCGUAAACAUGGAAUAACUUUGGAACAAAUAGCAUUGUGGUGGAGUGCUAAGCCCUCGAAACUUGCUGGCCAGGAUUUGAAGGGUGCCAUUGCAAUAGGGAACCAUGCAGAUAUUGUUGUGUGGCAGCCGGAAAUGGAAUUUGAACUCAAUGAUGAUCAUCCUAUAUACCUUAAGCAUCCUAGUAUCUCGGCCUACAUGGGAUCUAAACUCUUCGGAAAAGUGUUGGGAACUUUUGUGAGAGGAAACCUUGUCUUUGCAGAGGGAAAGCAUGCUCCUGCUGCCUGUGGUUCUCCAAUCCUAGCCAGAUAACAAGUACGCCAUAUUGCUGGUAAUUUUCUGGAUAUACCCGGUAUGCUUUCUCAGAAUCGGACUUUUAAGUACACAAGGUUUCUAGUAAAGAAUUAUCAGUAUCAUCCUUCAACAUCAGAAGGAAUCUGGGGUAAAUGAAACUGCAGUCUGGUGCAUUACCAAAGUACCAUUAGAAUUAGCUGUAUACUGGAUACCAUAGUUUUAUGAUCGUAAACAGUGACAUCCUUCAACUUGUUUUUAUUGAACAUUUAUGUAAUUCUACUUGAACAUGAAAAUAUUUAAUCAGACAAUUACUCUUCA
Daucus carota subsp. sativus is the source of this 1966-nucleotide messenger RNA. Its product is annotated as allantoinase. Gene Ontology annotation, biological process: purine nucleobase catabolic process; allantoin catabolic process. The record is from RefSeq and is a predicted model, not a curated record. Gene Ontology annotation, cellular component: cytoplasm. Lineage: Eukaryota; Viridiplantae; Streptophyta; Magnoliopsida; Apiales; Apiaceae. Gene Ontology annotation, molecular function: cobalt ion binding; allantoinase activity; zinc ion binding. The transcript has 15 exons. The coding region runs from base 158 to 1666 and encodes 502 amino acids.